CGCGGCCGCCGUACCGGGGCGAGGCGGGCCGGGGGGUGGCGGGGCCAUGGGGAACCUGUUCGGCCGCAAGCGGCGGAGCCGCGUCACGGAGCAGGACAAGGCCGUGCUGCAACUGAAACAGCAGCGGGAUAAACUGAAGCAGUAUCAGAAACGGAUCACUCUGAAUCUGGAAAGAGAGAGAUCUGUAGCCCGGCAGCUGCUGAGAGAUGGCAAGAAAGAAAAAGCCAAGUCGUUGCUCAAGAAGAAGCGCUACCAAGAGCAGCUGCUAGAUAAAACAGAAAACCAAAUCAGCAACCUGGAGCGCAUGGUCCAGGACAUUGAAUUCACCCAGAUUGAAAUGAAGGUGAUUGAAGGCCUGAAAAUUGGCAAUGAAUGUCUGAAUAAAAUGCAUGAGGUCAUGUCAGUAGAAGAAGUGGAAAGAAUAAUAGAUGAAACCCAAGAUGCUGUGGAAUAUCAAAAGCAAAUCGAUGAAAUGUUGGCCGGCAGCUUCACCGAAGAAGAUGAAGAUGCCAUUUUAGAAGAAUUAAAUGCCAUUACUCAGGAACAGCUCGAGCUCCCUGAAGUUCCCGCUGAGCCACUCCCGGAAAAGACCCCAGAAGCAUCACCUGUCAAGAUCAAGGCCAAGCCAGAACUGGUGGCAGCAUCUUAAUUCCACUCCUGGGGACAACCCCAAAUACUUCCAUCAUGGACCGUUUGGAAUCCCAGCAUGCUCUGGGAACAGUAGCAUCCCAGCUGCGCUGGGCGAAUGUGCUGGAGUGAGGUUUCCUGCGCAGGGCAGGGAAUCGCAGCAGAUUAUCGCUCUUGUAUCAAGAUUAUUUUCUAGUGCUUUCUUUUUGUAAUUUAAAUUCUAAACUCACUCAGCUGCGCUGUCUCUGGAUUAAACAGUGACUUUAAAACUUCCAAAGCCAAAUGCUUUCGACAGGCUGCUUUCAAGUGCAAAUCUGCCUGUGCAACCAGUGCUGCCAUUACUGAUCUGUUAGAAGCCCAUGUGCUGGUCUUGGAACACUGGAGGGUGAAAAAUGGUUUUCAUAGUCACUAUGUUACAUGGCACUGCUAGGAACCCGUCAGACCUUCCCUUUGGCUGUGAUCCUCUGUGUCCCUCUGCUCUUCCUCGACUGGCUGGGGCUCCAGUGUCUAAAUCAGACUGUCUGGCUUGGCACUGGGAUCUGAGCGCUCGCUCUCAGGGCAUGGGCAGCAUGCAGCCAAGUUGAGCACAAGCAUCACUUCUGACCUCCUGCAGGCAGUGACGUUGUGGGUAGCGACAGCCUCUCUGCUGAAGGAGAAGCCCGGAGGGAUGAGGAGAAAAGUUUUACUACUUCAAAUCUCUUGCAGCUCAAGCACCCUUGCGUGAGGUGUAGUGAAGCUGUUAUGACGCUGGGCCCGGCACAAAAGUGGGUGUGGUGAGGCUGCUAGCAGAGAACUUCCUCCCAUUGAAUCUUAUUUUAAAACUUGCUUAUCUGGGAGGCCAGCACUCUUCUGGGCUGGGAUCUCUGUGCUCUCGACAGGCCAAUUGGCCUGAUUUACAAUAGGCCGCAACAGCACUCGUGAGAGAAAAGUUGCCCUGCAGUGAGAUGGAAAAGGCCAAGUCUCCUCCCAGGGCACGAGUCAGAAUGUCUUAUUCCGCUCUCGCACUGUUGCCCGUUUGCCUGUGGAAACCUAUGGUGCUAGGUGUGACCGAGCAGAACGUAAGUUCUAGGAAUCUGAUGAGCCUCUUAAAACUAGAACAGGGACUCACUGGCUUAGGAUCCUGCUCAAAAGCUGUCCCCCGACUGCUCUGCUCCCCCCCAGAGGUGGACUCACCUUUGCAAGAUGCAGAUGGAUUGAAAUGGCUUCUGCUUUCAGAUAUCCACACUCCCCAUUGUGUGUCACGUGUGUGGGGGGAGAGGGGUGGAAGGCGUGAGUGCGUAUGAACAGGUGAUUGAUUCCGUACCUGGGAACAAAGCGUGUGGUUUCUUAAAUUAUCCCCACAAAGACCCUGGGUACUUUUAUGUUCCACGUCUGCAAAAAGGAGUUCAAUGUGUGACUCCACUGAGCUGCAGAGGACGGCUCUGCACUUCCCCGUGGUGCAGGAGACAGGACAGGUUGGCUGAUGAAUCAGACAGAAACCUGGGGCCCAGGCUGCAACGCCUGAAUGGUGCUCACUCUCUGUCCUGAACUGACCUUGUGUUCACAGAAACUGUCCCUGGGCUGGUAGGUGGCACCUGGGUUUCUCUGUGCUUGGAAACCAGCAUGCUCUGCUGGACGUCUGCAGCCUCGCCUUGUCAGCCUGAGCAGGGCCUGCCGCCAACAGUGCUUGGCAUCGUGUCCCUUGCUUGAAGACCCCCUUCAAUUCACCCUCUCUGCAAUGGGGCAGUGGGAUGUAAGAUAGCCAGAGAGCUCUUUGGGUGCUGCUAGGUGAAUGCUUCUGGGGGAAUUUGCGACUUGGUGCUAGAUAAUAAAUAUUCCCAGGGGCUGUGCCGCUUUCCAGUAGCGAAGGGCCAACAGCAAAAGUACUCCUUUAAAAUCUUGUUUUACUGGAUUCUGUGUGUGGGGAACUCCAAGGGCUGGGCUCUGAGCUGUCUCACUCCUGCAAGAGAUGGGAGAGUCCUCUAGGUGGCAGGCCCCUUGGAACAUGAUAUUUUUAGGCUUUUAGCAGUGGAUCCCUAUUUGUGUUUUCCAGCAAAGCCGAGGCACAAAUGGGUGCUGCGAGACCCCUCACCCUCACAGCAGCUCGAGCCCUCCGGGGGACUCUGCUUUUCACGGUGAAAGUGGCACUUCUGUUCAGUGUGAUUUAACCCAGCUCUUUCUGGAACCAACAGAUCAGGGCUAACAUGUUCCCCUUUCUGUGUGUGUCAUCUUAGUCCUCUUUGGAGCUACCAGGGAACUGGCCCUUAAGCCUGGCUUUGACAGGCAAGAGCUAAUGCGGGUGAGUCAGCUCUUUAUUCCCCCCACCCCCAUUUAUUUUAAAAGUAGACUUUGAUGCCAGUUCAAGCCUUUGAAUGUCAUGCAGUAUGCAUGUUUCCAGGGUGGUUGUCACCGUGUUGGUCCCGGGAUAUAUGAGAGACAAGGUUGGUGCGGGAAUCUCUUUUAUCGGACCAACUUCUGGUGGUGAGAGAGAUGGUUUUGAGCCAGACAGUGCUCUUGUUAAGGUCUGGGAGCGGUACUCUGAGGGUCACAGCUAAGUCCAAGGUGGAAGAGAUGAUUUAGCAUAAGCAGUUAACACAUGUUGUGAGAGACCAUUCAAUAGUAUUACUGCAAAGGUGUUAACAGGCCAGGUCACUCUGAGUUGUCCCUUAUGAUAUGUUUAGCAUCAGCGGUUAUCUGUUCCACCUUAUAUAUAGCCGUGAUACUUGGCGUACCUUUCCCAGACCUGAAGAACAGCUCAGUGUAAGCUUGAAAGCGUCUCUCUCUCACCACCAGAUCUGGUCCAAUAAAAUCGGGGUUCUCUCCUUUCAUUUGGGGACCCCUAACAUUGUUUUAAUGGGGUGCAGACCCCCUUGGAAAUCUAUAGUUGAAUUCUGUUCAGUACGUUUUCAGUCUCUUUUGCAGUCCCCUUAGACAUUGUCCAUGGACCCCUUAGGGGUCCGCAGAGCACAGGUUGAGACCCACUGCACUAAAAGACCCUCACACACCUUGUCUCUGCAAUAUGCACGUUUCUCCACCAGAGGGAGCUCUGUCCUCACAAGCUCAGUGUGUGGGUGGGUUUUUUGGAAUAACACAUUCUUUAUGUAUUUAAUCUCUCACUAGUGCCCUCUGUGGCUACUCUCAUUUCACCGUAGCUGACUCAUUCUGGCCAGUCGGAGUAGAUGCUGGACUGUGGCAAUGGAGAAGAGUGCAAGGCCUUUCCGAUGGUGCGCAGGCUCCCUCAGGCAGGGCUAUCGCUUAUCACCGUGUCAGAGGAGAGAUGGAAACGCGCUUCUGCUCGGCCUCUGGGCUUUAGUGAAUGUCGUGCUAACAAAGGCCGUGCAAGCCAGGCUUAGGGGAAUUAGCAUUCUUGAAGUGUCAGGUGCACUGAAGUGCCAGGCAGGGACCUAAAUGUUCUGCUAUCCUCCGUGGUCUUUUGCUCAUGACCCUUUUUUGGGUUCAUAUCCCAGACAGGCAGUUGGGUCAGCACUGAAGGGGUUAAUGCAGCAUGCUGCAUUGGUCAAGACAGUGAAAUGACCACUUUCUGCUCUGCCAACCCUUUCCUGUUUUAAUCUCUGUAUCCAACAGCUCAUGCUGCGUGUCUCCUUGGGAGGAAAAGCCAGGAGGGGUGCGUGACCUCUGUGGUGUGUUAUAACAAUAAAGCAUUUCUAAUGGUUUCACCCAA
This is a messenger RNA of Malaclemys terrapin pileata, 4288 nucleotides long. It is a transcript of the gene CHMP6, whose product is annotated as charged multivesicular body protein 6. Gene Ontology annotation, biological process: late endosome to vacuole transport via multivesicular body sorting pathway; vesicle budding from membrane. Gene Ontology annotation, cellular component: ESCRT III complex; multivesicular body. The record is from RefSeq and is a predicted model, not a curated record. NCBI's taxonomy places the organism in Eukaryota, Metazoa, Chordata, Testudines, Emydidae. The coding region runs from base 47 to 649 and encodes 200 amino acids. The transcript is spliced from 8 exons.